This is a messenger RNA of Effrenium voratum, 2533 nucleotides long. NCBI's taxonomy places the organism in Eukaryota, Dinophyceae, Suessiales, Symbiodiniaceae. The record is from the annotation of a GenBank genome assembly.
UCGGGACCAGGAAUAUUGAUCAACCCCCCCUAUGGCGAGAUGCUUGUAGACAUGCGUGCCCUUGCCACAGUCCGCAACGCUGACCUGGAGCUCAAAGUUGACUCCCUAGGCUGGCAUUUGACAUCGUCAGGGCUUUCUUUGCGGGGCUUUGCUGUGGAGGUCUAUGGGCGUAGCGGAGAGUCCAGCGGUCAGCUCUUCUCCUUGAACCCGAGUGAAGCGAAAGUGGAAGAGCAACAGGUGGAGGUGCCGGGCCUCGGGAGAUUGCCGGGCCUGGUGUGCACCAGCGAGCGCGGCAAGCUGGUGCUGGCGCUAGGGGAGGCCUUGCUGCUGCAGCUGGAGCUGAAGGUCCAAGAUGACAUUGUGGAGCACUUCUGCCUGCCCUUCGAAGUGCAGGGAGAUGGCGAGGUUGGGACAGUGCAGAGGCAGGUCACUUGCUGCACCUCCCGCUGGGUGCGACCUGCAGAGCACUCCAGCUUGCUGGUGAAUGGGUGGCAGAGCUUCAGCUUCAGUGGGGCCCUGCACGGUACCGAGAAGCAGCCUCAGACCUGUAUGCCCUUCUUCUCUGCUGCUUUCCACCAGGGUGCUGCUCUCCCCGCAGGUUGCCCAGCGGCCAAGGACCCCAACGUGCUUGUCAGCGACCUGUACGGCCAUUACCUUCAGCACGGUGACAACGCUUCCGACGUGUUGGGCGGUUUUCUGGCACAGAAGGCCGGCUUUGGUGGCCUCGCCGUCACUUCCACCCUCCCAGCAAAGCUGACCUUGUUCAGCGAGCUGCAGCCCGGCCCUUCUUUGUCCAGCGACUGGGCAUAUCUUAGCCUGCAGAAAGGCGGCUCCCAGGUGCAGCAGACAUAUUUUGACACGAUAAUGAAGCACCAUCAGCUGCGGCCGUGCAAGCCGCAACCAGUGGGUUGGUGCUCCUGGUACUGUCACGGACCCAACGUGGACGAACUGCUCAUGCAGCAGUCGCUAGAAGAGCUGAAAAGUCUUGGCUUGGAUUCUGGAGAGCUCGCACUGAAGCUCUUUCAGCUGGAUGAUGGCUGGCAGAAGAUGUGGGGCGACUGGACACCCAACGCGAAGUUUCCGAACGGCCUGAAGCCUCUCACAGCAGCGGUGAGGGAGGCAGGGCUGCUGCCGGGGAUAUGGCUGGCACCAGCGGCGCUGGUGGCGGGCUCCAAAGUGGCCAAGGAGCAUCCAGAAUGGAUACUGCGGGAUGAGUACGGCAAGGUGGUUUCGGGCGGCUUCACUGCCCCAGGGCUUUGGAUGCGUGGGCUGGACACUACAAUUCCAGAGGUCAUAGAACACAUUGAGAGCUUGAUCCGCACGAUCGUGCAUGAAUGGGGCUUCGGAUACUUAAAGUGCGAUUUCCUGCAUUUGGCGUCGUUGCCUGGGAAGCGCCAUGAUCCCCGCUGCAGCCGCGCGGAAGCAUUGACGCGGCUCAUGGCGGCAGUGCGCCGUGCCGCGGGGCCGGAUGUCUUCAUCUUAGCCUGCGGCGCUCCGCUGGGGCCCUGCGUGGGCCUGGCCGACGCCAUCCGCGUUUCUGCAGACACGGCGCCGCAUUGGCUGCCGGUGGGGCCGGACAUUCCUGGAACACGCUGGAUGUUUGCGCAUGAUCGCACCAAUCUGCCGUCAGCAAGGAAUAUGGUUUGCAGCACCAUGGCGCGGCUGCAGAUGAGCGGGCGUUUGUGGGUGAAUGACCCAGAUUGCAUGAUUCUGCGCGAGAAGGUGGCGCUGCACGAGGCGCGGGCGCUGGCGAGUGUGGUAGCCCUCAGCGCGGGCUCCGUGAUCUUCUCUGACGCACUGCACCUGGUGCCCAAGGAGCGCCUGGAGAUCCUGAAGGCGCUCCUGCCGCCACUGCCGCGGGCAGCCGAGCUGCCGCGAACGACUUGCCAGGAGAUCCCACACAAGAUGAUGACAAGCCUCAGCAGCGCGGUGGGCAGCUGGCAGCUGUGCGGCCUCUUCGCUUGGGAUGAAGCAGAAUUGCAGCACGAGCUGGAGGAUCAGGACUGUCACGUAUUCGAAUUCUGGAGCAGCGCUUACACACGGCACAAGGCAGCAGAUGGUAGCUUCCGAACGGGUCCCAUGGCUGCCCGCAGCUGCCGACUGCUGGCGCUGAGGCCGCUGCAGGCCCGGCCGCAGAUGGUGGGCUCCAACAUCCACGUUUCUUGUGGCAUGGAGGUGACCAGCUGGGAGGCGGCGGCGCAGUCCCUGAGCUUCACCAUCAACGUUCAGAGACGAAUCGUGGAGCCCCAGGUGUGGAUCUACCUGCCGGGCGCCAAGAGCCCUCGCUGCAGCGGAGCGGCGCAGGAGGUCUAUUCAGAGGUGUGGCGUUUCUCGCUGCCUGAAGUGCCAAAGAACGGGGCCAGCUUUCAGAUUGACUGGUAAGCGGAGGAUGAGGUUUCGCCACGGAAGAUCCGUUUGACGAGAUCCUCAAUAUGCCGGUUUGGCAGGAUGUGCUGAUGCCUGGUGUUCAGUUCUCCGAAGCCAAACCGCAAAGUUGGCAUGCAAAAGGCUUGCUGGCUGGAGAGAUCGCUUG